AUGGAGAGGACCCUUGUCUGUCUGGUAGUCAUCUUCUUGGGGACAGUGGCCCAUAAAUCAACCUCCCAAGGGCCAGAUCGCCUCCUGAUUAGACUUCGUCAUCUUAUAGACAUUGUUGAACAGCUGAAAAUCUAUGAGAAUGACUUGGAUCCUGAACUUCUACCAGCUCCACAAGAUGUAAAGGGGCACUGUGAGCAUGCAGCUUUUGUCUGUUUUCAGAAGGCCAAACUCAAGCCAUCAAACACUGGCAACAAUAAGACAUUCAUCCUUGACUUAGUGGCACAGCUGAGGAGAAGGUUGCCUGCCAGGAGGACAGGGAAGAAACAGAGGCACAUAGCUAAAUGCCCUGCCUGUGAUUCGUAUGAGAAAAAAACACCCAAAGAAUUCCUAGAAAGACUAAAAUGGCUCCUUCAAAUGAUGAUUCAUCAGCAUCUUUCCUAG
This is a messenger RNA of Grammomys surdaster, 441 nucleotides long. It is a transcript of the gene Il21, whose product is annotated as interleukin 21. Lineage: Eukaryota; Metazoa; Chordata; Mammalia; Rodentia; Muridae. Bases 1 to 441 code for a protein of 146 amino acids. Gene Ontology annotation, cellular component: extracellular region. Gene Ontology annotation, biological process: positive regulation of natural killer cell mediated cytotoxicity; immune response. Gene Ontology annotation, molecular function: cytokine receptor binding. The record is from RefSeq and is a predicted model, not a curated record. The transcript is spliced from 5 exons.